AUGAACGGCCGUGAUUUUACACUCCAUGAACACAUGCCAAAACUGCCCCCAAGAACUCAUGUUGAGCAAUACUUUGACGCUUACCGCAACUCACCCGUUUCUAGCAUCUUCCCCAUUGCCGAUCCUGUCUUGUUUCCGAUUGUGGUCGGCAAAGCUUAUGGGGAAAACGGCAAAGACCGCGUUGAGGUCGCCACAGCGAAGGCAUGCGUAUUUUCCUUCUUAGCAUUUGUGUCGGCUAUUUCCAAUCCCGACGAUGGCGCAUUUCCUGUUAUCGACAUUGAAGAGUGCUUGAUGGGAGCCGAAAUACUUUUUCCGGAUAUUCUAAAUGCGAGAGCACGGACUGAGGUAGUGGACGCUAUGAUCAUGCUGGCCGUCUACCAGUUCACGCAUGGUCAUGUUCAGACAGCAGACAUUGUACUGACACUUGCAUCGAGAUUCCUCUACAUGCUGGGGGCGCACCUCUAUCCCGGCGAGGAAGUCGAUGGCCUUCCGACGAAAUCACCAAAUCUUGAAAUCAGAACAAAACUCCACCAACGUGAGAUGUUCUGGCUCUGUUACACCCUCGAUAGAGAGAUCACAUUCAGAACUGGUCGACCUCCGAUCAUAAGCGACACGUCCUGCGAUCUCGUGUUCCCCAAGUACUACUCGAGACAGAAUGCAGACGGCUUCAGAGGCCUUACCAGGUUGCCGGGCGAUCUCGGCUUAAGCCUCAUCAAGUCAAAGGCCUACGAAAAGCUCUAUUCGCCACAUGCCUUGCGAAAACCCGACGCCGAAAUUCUCAAGGACAUCCGUGAGCUCGACGACCUGCUUGAAAACUGGAGGCAAUCAUUGGCUUCGGAAACUCGACCACCGCUCUCGUUUGCCCAGGAGGCCAAACAAUUGCCGACCAAGGGCCUGACCAUUCCCUCGUUCAUGUUGCGACUAGAAUACCACCACUGCAUCACCACAAUCCACCAAGCCAGCAGCCGCUGCCGUAAUUGGUCUCACGACCGGUUGAUAAACGAAGGGCUGAGUUCGAGUCUAGACCUCGCUUUAGAAGCAAGCCGCUCCUUGCUUUCCUAUUUGCAUUUUGCAGAACACCUCCUGGUGCCCAAUCUUUUCUGGAUCGUCAUAUUCUAUCCCAUUUCGGCGGUGUUGACGCUAUUCUGCAACAUCCUGCUCAAUCCCGCCUCCCGGUCUGCUUCCACCGACGCCCAGAGCUUGCGGGAAGUCCUCGAGUUUGUCGAGACGUUUUUACAUCGCGCCCAGGUUUUUGAUCGCCAUCUCCAGCACAUGAAGAGGUUGAACGAAUUUAUUGCCGAGCUUGUGGAAAUGGCCGGAAGCGCCAUCGAACAGGCGCGACGGUCGCCAGAAUGCAACACGCCAUAA
Messenger RNA from Cladophialophora psammophila CBS 110553, 1368 nucleotides. RefSeq lists its product as uncharacterized. Gene Ontology annotation, biological process: DNA-templated transcription. The coding region runs from base 1 to 1368 and encodes 455 amino acids. The record is from RefSeq and is a predicted model, not a curated record. The transcript is spliced from 3 exons. Lineage: Eukaryota; Fungi; Ascomycota; Eurotiomycetes; Chaetothyriales; Herpotrichiellaceae. Gene Ontology annotation, molecular function: DNA binding; zinc ion binding.